Molecule: messenger RNA, 1479 nt
Organism: Sphenostylis stenocarpa
Lineage: Eukaryota; Viridiplantae; Streptophyta; Magnoliopsida; Fabales; Fabaceae
Source: the annotation of a GenBank genome assembly
AUGACCGAACCUUCAACAAUCAGCUUCUUCUCCAAUUUCCUUCCCUCCUUCCGCCCACAAACCUGUGUAUCUCACCGUCCCCUGAGCCUCCCGCGGAAGCACCAGGUUCACUGCUCGGUGUCCGCCGGUGCUACUCCCCAGAAUGCGGUGGCUUGGGGAUGCGAAAUUGAGUCGCUGGAGAGCGCUUCGGGGCUGCAGAGGUGGCUGUCAGAGUCAGGGCUUCCGCCGCAGAAGAUGGGGAUAGAUAGGGUGGAGGUGGGAGAGAGAGGACUUGUAGCUUUGAAGAACAUAAGAAAAGGGGAGAAGCUGCUCUUUGUGCCUCCGUCUCUUGUCAUUACUCCAAAUUCUGAGUGGAGUCAUCCUGAAGCUGGUGAAGUAUUGAAAAGAAAUUCAGUGCCAGAUUGGCCUUUGCUUGCAACUUACCUCAUAAGUGAAGCUAGCCUCAUGGAAUCUUCAAGAUGGAGCAAUUAUAUAUCAGCCUUACCUCGUCAACCUUAUUCGCUUCUUUACUGGUCACAAGCAGAACUAGAUCGCUACUUGGAAGCUUCACAGAUUAGAGAGAGAGCAAUCGAAAGGAUCAAUAAUGUUAUUGGAACAUACAAUGAUUUGAGGCUCAGAAUAUUUUCCAAGUACCCUGAUAUAUUCCCUGAUGAGGUGUUCAACAUAGAGUCCUUCAAAUGGUCAUUUGGUAUUCUUUUCUCCCGCAUGGUCCGGUUACCCUCAAUGGAUGGAAAGGUUGCCUUGGUUCCUUGGGCUGAUAUGCUAAAUCAUAGUUGUGAGGUGGAGACAUUUUUGGAUUAUGACAAGCAAUCAAAGGGAAUAGUCUUCACGACGGAUCGGCCUUAUCAACCAGGUGAGCAGGUGUUUAUUUCCUAUGGAAAAAAGUCAAAUGGGGAGCUUUUGCUAUCUUAUGGAUUUGUCCCGAAGGAAGGUGCCAAUCCUAGUGAUUCAGUUGAGUUGUCACUGUCACUGAAGAAAUCCGAUGCGUCUUAUAAGGAGAAGUUAGAACUGUUGAAGAAAUAUGGAUUAUCUGCAUCUCAGUGUUUUCCUAUACAGAUAACUGGUUGGCCACUGGAAUUAAUGGCCUAUGCUUAUUUGGCUGCCAGUCCUCCAAGCAUGAGAGAAAAUUUUGAAGAGAUGGCUACUGCAGCAUCAAAUAAUACCACCUCCAAGAAGGAUUUGAGAUAUCCUGAAAUAGAGGAGCAAGCAUUGCAAUUCAUACUCGACAGCUGUGAAGCAAGCAUAUCAAAAUACAACAAGUUCUUGCAGGCAAGUGGAUCACUGGAUUUGGAUGUGACUUCUCCUAAACAACUAAACAGAAGGCUCUUUCUGAAACAGCUAGCUGUGGACUUGUGUAAUAGUGAGCGAAGGAUAUUAUUUCGUGCUCAAUACAUACUGAGACGAAAACUGAGGGACAUGAGAGCUGGUGAAUUAAGAGCCCUGAAAAUAUUCAACGGUUUCCGGAAAUUUUUCCAAUGA